Messenger RNA from Lates calcarifer (barramundi perch), 2700 nucleotides. RefSeq names its product phosphoribosyl pyrophosphate synthase-associated protein 2. NCBI's taxonomy places the organism in Eukaryota, Metazoa, Chordata, Actinopteri, Centropomidae. The record is from RefSeq and is a predicted model, not a curated record. Gene Ontology annotation, cellular component: ribose phosphate diphosphokinase complex; cytoplasm. The transcript is spliced from 12 exons. Gene Ontology annotation, molecular function: ribose phosphate diphosphokinase activity; magnesium ion binding. The coding region runs from base 252 to 1325 and encodes 357 amino acids. Gene Ontology annotation, biological process: purine nucleotide biosynthetic process; 5-phosphoribose 1-diphosphate biosynthetic process.
AUCAAAACUAUACAUCGCAGUCAGUCGCAGAGAGAAGAGAGCAGGACAGGUUGAAAAGAGCUGGAGGCUUGUACUAUCAAAUACUGUUGGUUGCAGGUUGUAACCGGACCUAACACACAAGCUGGAAGACAGCCAUCCACUUCCCUCCGGGAUUUUUUCACACUGCAUAUCAGGAAGGUCUCAGCGCAGCGUGGGUGCCCAGGGAUCCACUGCCUGAGUGUGGGGAGAGCAGCGGUCGAGACCCCAGAGACAUGAACCACACCAAGGGUGGCCUGGUUAUCUUCACCGCCAACUCACACCCCUCUAGCCGCGAGCUGAGCAAGAGGAUUGCAGAGCGGUUAGGGGUGGAGCUUGGCAAGGUGCAGGUAUACCAAGAAGCUAACCGAGAAACACGGGUACAGAUCCAAGAGUCGGUGCGAGGCAAAGAUGUCUUUGUGAUCCAGACAGUGUCCAAGGAUGUGAACACCACCAUAAUGGAAAUGCUGAUCAUGGUGUACGCAUGUAGGACAUCCUGUGCCAGAAGCAUCACAGGAGUCCUUCCCUACUUCCCCUACAGCAAGCAGUGCAAGAUGAGAAAGAGGGGCUCCAUCGUCUCCAAGCUUAUUGCCUCUAUGAUGUGCAAAGCUGGUCUCACCCACCUGAUCACCAUGGACCUUCAUCAGAAAGAGAUUCAAGGCUUCUUCAACAUCCCAGUGGACAAUCUGAGAGCCUCGCCCUUCCUGCUGCAGUACAUACAGGAGGAGAUCCCUGACUAUAGAAAUGCUGUAAUUGUGGCCAAAUCCCCAGCUUCUGCCAAAAGGGCUCAGUCAUUUGCAGAGCGGCUGCGUCUCGGAAUAGCAGUGAUCCACGGUGAAGCUCAGGACGCAGAGUCAGACCAGGUAGACGGGCGACACUCCCCACCCACCGUCAAGACCACUGGAGCUAUUCACCCCAGCAUGGAGAUACCAUUGUUGAUCCCAAAAGAGAAGCCUCCCAUCACUGUGGUAGGAGAUGUAGGAGGACGCAUUGCCAUCAUAGUGGAUGACAUCAUCGAUGAUGUCGACAGUUUCGUAGCAGCAGCAGAGACGCUGAAGGAAAGAGGGGCCUACAAGAUAUACGUCAUGGCAACACACGGUAUCCUCUCUUCCGACGCCCCCAGGUUCAUAGAGGAGUCUGCUAUUGAUGAGGUGGUGGUGACCAACACGAUUCCGCACGAGCUCCAGAAGCUCCAGUGUCCAAAGAUUAAAACGGCCGAUAUCAGCAUGAUCCUGUCGGAGGCCAUCCGCCGCAUCCACAACGGAGAGUCCAUGUCCUACCUGUUCCGCAACAUAGGAGUAGAUGACUAAACAACCUCUCUCUCACACUCACACACACACACACAAAAACAUACCGACAUGAUUCCCAUUUGCCUUCUUAGACCUCUCUGGACACACAGAUGAAUGAUGCACACAGAAAUAUCCAAUGUCCUACAUGUAUAGUGAAUACAAAUCUAAAAUGCUAAUCACUUCCUUUUAGUGCAGCUUAACAGAAAAUGACUGAAUAUCCACACACACACACACACGCACGUAGACAAGCGAACACUUCCACAAAGUAAUCUUGUUUCGUAGCUAUGGCUGCACACACACACACACACACACACACACACACUGAUCUGUGUCCUAAAUGGACGUUAAUGGACUACUGCCUAUCUCUCCAGUGGCUGCUCACUUAUCAAACAGUACACAACUCAGUUUUUUACUCUCAUCUCUGAGUACUUUCUUUAGUUACUUCUCCAUCCUGUCUGCAUUCUGUUUUCCUUAUAUGUUUCCAUUGAAAUUGUUGAUGUUAUAUCUGUGCAGGUUAGAAGAUUAUAUUUGAUGGCAUUGAAUGUCUCUUUCUGAUACUAUAAGUAAAGGAGAUUGUACUGCAACAGUGCCAGUGCCUUCUAGAGGACAUCCAACACACACGCCUUCAUCACUCCAAUACACAACUGGAUCUUGGCUAAUGUUACUAAUUCAUGAUGGCUCUUGUAAUAAAUCCAGGAUUAUGCAGGUUGUCAGCUCAUCAGUUUGUUUAGUAUCAGAGUGCAUGUUUAAGUCCACGCCUCUGUCAGUUUUUAUUUAUGUUGUCUGUGACUGUGCUACUAAUACAGUUAGUUUAGACUCCUACCAGUUGGCCAUAUGUCUGUGUGGUUGCCAUAGCACUUAGAUGCUAAAUCAGGUGUCAAAUCUACUAAUUGCUAAAGUUGAACUGGAAUUAAUACAGGAAAUAUUUUCUCAGUCUAGUUAAUUGGAUGCUACAAACCAGUUAUGGCAGUGCACCUGUGAAACAUGUACUCAUGAGUCAUCCAAAUAACAUUGUGUGCCAUCUUUUCAAUGCCUCAUCAUUUGUUAUUUGUUCAUUCCACAAAUAAGCACUUCUCCUCCAGCUGGAGGGGCCGUGGAUUGAAGAAACUCAGAUUUGAACCUCUAAAAAAAAAAUGUCACUGGAGUUUUACUCUCCAGUUCAAAGUGGAAGGUUGUUCUUAAUCAUCUGGAAAUGAGUUAAUUAAUCCUUGAUUCUUAGAUCAUCUUUGAAAGACGCAGAUGACGUUUGCUUAAACACGUUAUACCUGAGCUUUUUUCUGACUAGCAAAACCUAACCGAAGCAGGUCUUUGUCACUUUACCAGAUGUGUUCCAAAAAUGUUUUGUAUUUAUUUUCAGCACUUAAUCUGAGUAAAUAUGAUCUAUGAAAGAAAAGAA